AUCAUCCUGUCAGCUGGCUCCCAACAACACUGCGCAGUGAAAGUACGGGGGGAUCCUGUGGCGCCAUGAGCUCAAACGACGCAGAGAUUCCUGCGUUCAGCAAGGGGAAUUCGUUCGCCCCCUUCCGUCAGGCCAGCGUUCAGUACAAGAAGCCCUUCAUCAUUGGUGUCGCUGGCGGCACCGCAUCCGGCAAGACGACGGUAUGCCACAAGAUAGUGGAGAAACUGGGGCAAAACCAAAUGGAGUCAAGACGGCGACAGGUCGUCGUUAUCAGCCUCGACUCCUUCUACCGGGAAAUCGAUGGCGGAGUCGUCCCGAGAAACUACAAUUUCGAUCAUCCGAAUGCCAUCGACGAGGAGUUAUUGUUGCAAACAAUUCGUGAUAUCAGAGCAGAGCGUGUGGUGAAGAUUCCUGUCUACGACUACCAGCACAACUGUCGGAAACAGAACGAGUUCAACGUUAUUCAUCCUGCGGACGUGUAUCUAAUCGAGGGAAUUUUAAUCUUCUACUUUCCUCAGAUCCGCGACCUGUUCGACAUGAAAUUGUUUGUUGACACGGAUCCCGACACUCGACUUUCACGGCGUGUCUUAAGGGACACUCAGGAGUGGAAACGAGAUCUCGAAAUGGUUCUCCAUCAGUACACGAAGUAUGUGAAACCAGCUUUCGAGGAAUUCUGCUUACCGACAAAGAAGUACGCAGACGUCAUCGUACCGCGAGGAGCCGACAACGGAGUUGCCAUUGAUCUCAUCGCGAAGCACAUAAAAGAACUGCUAAACAAAUGACUUUCGAUCUACUGAUGGUUCCCGGAGCACCGAACAACGUGGACUACAUUCGACGGUCUCACGUACUCACGGAAAGGCCCAGCUUACACAGUGCUUGUUGAAUUUCGCUCGAAUUCCCGCGCCAGCCUCGUCGUGGGCCGGGAAAUUCUCUGUAUAAUAAUAUGAGUCUUUAUCGCGUGGAAACUCGCGGUAGAUAAAGGA
Galendromus occidentalis (western predatory mite) is the source of this 983-nucleotide messenger RNA. It is a transcript of the gene Uck, whose product is annotated as Uridine-cytidine kinase. Gene Ontology annotation, molecular function: kinase activity; ATP binding. NCBI's taxonomy places the organism in Eukaryota, Metazoa, Arthropoda, Arachnida, Mesostigmata, Phytoseiidae. The record is from RefSeq and is a predicted model, not a curated record. The coding region runs from base 66 to 782 and encodes 238 amino acids. The transcript is spliced from 7 exons.